UCCAAUUUCGGCUGCGCCACCGCCGCGGGCUGGCUUGGCCCAAAAGGUGUGCAAACCGCCGGGCCGGACCCCCGCUAGGCUAUGCGCCGCCCCCGCAUUCCCGGCUUAGCCCAAAACGGGGAGGGGGUCACCUUCGCCCGGUCUCCCUAGGGCCCCCAGGGCCCGCGCACCCCCGCGGAGCCCGGGAGCGCGCGCGCGGAGGCGCCUUGCCCUCCAGCGCGUCGAGCGCCCGUUUGCAAAGAAGCGCCGUCCGAUUUGGGGGUGGGGGUCGGAUUCAAGAAGGGGGCCCGACCGAGGUCCGGAUCCGAGUCGAUUUCCGUGCCAGAUCCCCUCCCCAGGCGCUGCGGCUGAUUCUCCUCCUCUUUUUCACCACCCCCUUCCUGUCGUUCCUCCCUCCGGCUGCGCCCGUCCUCGCGAGGAGAAAACGAAACUUUCACUCCUGCGCCUUCGUGCCUUCUCCUCCGCCCGGGGGCUGCAAGCGGUCGGGGCUUCCAGGAGGGAUGGAGGAAGAAUUCCAAUUCCUGUUGUGUGAGAGAUGCCACAGAGAAACCACAAACCCCAAGCUCCUUGCCUGCUUGCACACCCUCUGCACCGAGUGCCUGGAAGACAACAAGCGUGUCGGGCAGUGCCCCGUGUGCGGCACUCCCAUCCAGGGCUCUGACCAAGCUCCUCUUCAGGACAACCUGCUCUUUGCGAACCUCCAGGCCAAGCUGAACACCUACCAGAAGAUUGUCCGGGAUCAAGAGCUGCUGUGCAAUUUUUGCAAAGGCAUGGCAGAGUUUUGGUGCUCCGAGUGCAACGAGUUCCUUUGUCCAAAGUGUUACGAAUCUCACCAGUGGUACCUGAAGCAGAAAAGCCACGAGACCCAACGGCUCGCUGACCUGAGGAAGGAGACGGCCUGGAGUUUUCUGGAGGGGGUGAGGAAAUCUUGUAGCCUCUUCUGUUCUGAGCCCACCCACCACAAUCAGAUCAUAAGCGUCUAUUGUCAUGGGUGCCGGAAGCCGCUGUGUUGCUGUUGUGCCCUGCUCGAUGGGGAACACUACAAUGCCAAGCUUUACUGUGACAUCCACAAGGAAAUUGAGAGGCGGAAGGAGGAACUGGGCAGGAUGAAAGAGGAGCUGUUGGAGAAGAAGAGGAGCUGUGAGGAUACCCACAACAGCAUCCAUGGGCACCUGCAGAACCUGGAGAAGGUGCGGAACGAAACCCGAGAGCUGAUCCAGAAGAAAGUGCAUGACAUGGUCCAGUGGAUCCAGCAGAAGGGGGAUGAAGUCCUGGAGAAAGUAGACCAGCGACUCUGCCAGGAGCAGGAAGACGCCAAGAAGAAGCUGGAGUCUACCGAACAGAUCAUCAAGCGAAUGGAGGCCGGUGAGCGGUUGGUGGAGAAGAUGGACCUCUUUGGAUCGGACCAAGAGGUGAUGGACAUGCACCCCUUCCUCAGAGAGUCCCUGGAGAGGCUCAGGAAAGAGAAAUUGCCAAUGUCAAGCUUUCAGAUGCAAGUGGAGAACUUCGAUGAGGUCAAAGGGGAACUCCAAGCUCUGCUUAAGAGGGUCAAAGGAGAAGAUGCCUGUGGGUGUACCGUUUCCAUCCCUGGAUCUUAUAAUUCCUUGGUCAAUUCGGAAGGUCUGCACAAUGAGAAAAACCAGCCCAAAUCUCAGGGGAUGAAAGUGCAGGUGCCCACGUACACUCUCAGCCUUGCCAAAACACCACGGGGUUUUACCACCUCGAUCACCUCACCAGCUAAGCGACCAGUGGCCCAGCUGGAAAAGGCCAUCCAGGCUUCUCCCAAGAUGAUGAAGUUGGAAGGAUGUGGGUCUGGCGCUGCUGAAAUCUCCAGCAAGCCAGUCCAGGAGGACGGCCCCAGGCCUCAGAAGCCUUUGUUCCGCGAGUCCACCCCAGAGCCUGAGCAAAGAGCAGCUGCCAUGACAUUGGACAUCCUGGAGAAUUCGCCUUUGGGGAUCUGUGAAUCAGAGGUCGCCAGUAUUGUGAUCAGUAGUUCUGAAGACACUGAAGAUGACAUUGCGUGACUAUCUGCCUGUUCCAGACUGGUUUCCAGUAAGCUGAGCCUGACUUAGUAGCUGUAGGACAGAUGUGCUAUUCCCAGUUUUCUUCGAUGCUUCUUCCAAUCGCAUCCUGUAGAGUGGGGCAGCCCCGUCUCCUAGCACCAAUUUGGGGCUGUUGUUUUACUCCAGUGCCUCUGCGUUGUGAAAAAUGUCUUUCCUUCUCCUUAUUUGUGCACCGUUUUAUCUAGGCUGUAAUAAUGGCGCUGGAUUUUGACUCAUGCAUUGCUGAUCUUCUCCAGUACCCUGGAUGGCAAAAUACGAUGGGGCUGAAGAGCAAAAAGGUUUUCUCCCUCCGCUUGGCUCCUAGAUUUUGCUACCUGCCCAUUCUGCGAAGCGUUGCUCCCCAAUAGCCUUCCCUUGUUUUCUUUGCCUUGUUUUUAGCCAUGUAACAAGGAGGACUAAAGGUGAGCAGCCCUACAUCUUCAGUCAGUGGAUUUGGCCCGGCUGGCUCCCUGGUUAUCACAGGACAUCUGUAUGACCUUUUCGUCGUACUUUUUUUAAAGGUCAAAGAUGCUGUUUGCUGCUUCUCAUAUAUUAUUUCUCUUUUUUCAUGUACAUUUUUAUUAAAAGUUUUAAGAGUGAUCAUAAGAACUAAUGCAAACUAAAUUAGAACAGAGAAGAUGAAAAACAAUGAGAGAAAUACAGGUAGUGCUUGACUUACGACCACAAUUGGGACUGGAGCUUCCAUCGUUAAGUGAGGCGGUUGUUAAGUGAGUCACGCCCAAUUUUACGACCCUUUUUGUUGCAGUUGUUAAGUGAAUUGCAUGGUCGUUAAGCGAAUCCAGCUUCCCCCAUGACAUUGCUUGUCGAAAGCUGGCUGGGAAGGUCACAAAUGGUGAUCACGUGACCCCAGGAUGCUGCAAUUGUCGAAAAUAAAUGCUGGUUGCCAAAUGCCUGAAUGUUGAUCAUGUGACUGUGGGAAUGCUGCAGCUGUGAAGAAGCGGCUUCCGAUAUUCUUCACAGCAGUUAUAAAUACAAUUAUAUUUUAACCUCACUCUCUAAAGUUACAUCAUGACUCUCUUCUUUCUAUAAUGUAUCCUGUCUAAUCAUCAAAACCAUAAAUCACAAGUUCAUUUUUUUCAUUUUUUUAUGCAAAAAGCCCAUAAGGGGUUUCCAGUCACCAAUAAAAGUAGAUAAUUGUCUUUUCUCUAAUCAGAGAAGUCGGUUUCUCCAUCUCAGCAAGUUCUGUCAAUUCACCCACCAUCCCUCCGUGGUGGGUAGAGCUGAAUCUUUCCAUCUUUGUGCAUAUAAUAAUCUCGCCGCAGUAAUCAUAUAUUGAAAUAAUCUUCCAUGGCUUUUUUCUAACUGUUUAUCCAUCGAUCCUAAAAGGAAAGG
Candoia aspera is the source of this 3395-nucleotide messenger RNA. It is a transcript of the gene PML, whose product is annotated as PML nuclear body scaffold. Gene Ontology annotation, biological process: protein monoubiquitination. The transcript is spliced from 8 exons. NCBI's taxonomy places the organism in Eukaryota, Metazoa, Chordata, Lepidosauria, Squamata, Candoiidae. Gene Ontology annotation, cellular component: PML body. Gene Ontology annotation, molecular function: ubiquitin protein ligase activity; zinc ion binding. The record is from RefSeq and is a predicted model, not a curated record. Bases 501 to 2024 code for a protein of 507 amino acids.